This is a messenger RNA of Suillus paluster, 1419 nucleotides long. RefSeq lists its product as uncharacterized. The transcript is spliced from 4 exons. The record is from RefSeq and is a predicted model, not a curated record. Gene Ontology annotation, biological process: mitochondrial seryl-tRNA aminoacylation. Bases 1 to 1419 code for a protein of 472 amino acids. NCBI's taxonomy places the organism in Eukaryota, Fungi, Basidiomycota, Agaricomycetes, Boletales, Suillaceae. Gene Ontology annotation, cellular component: mitochondrion. Gene Ontology annotation, molecular function: tRNA binding; ATP binding; serine-tRNA ligase activity.
AUGGUGAGCUCGAAAGGGUCUCGGUUUCUGUCGAAGAAGGCCUCAGAGGUGCACCCUGUGACUGCAGUCCUUCCUAAACCACGCCUCGACUACCGCGCUAUCUCAGAGUCGAUAGUGUACAAGUCCCACAACGCCUUUAAUCGAAAGGCUCCGCUUCCGAUUGGUGCAUUGCAGUCAGUUGCACGUCAUUAUGAUGAACAGAAAGAACUCUCCAGCAAGUUAGGCUUGAAGCGUCACACCCGCUCGAACUUGGGCGAAAAGAUGCGAAAGAUCAAAGAUCCAAUUGAGAAGCAGGCUAAAGUCGCAGAGCUGGAGCAGAAACUUGUGGCAGUGGAAGACGAUUUACUGGGGCUUGCAUUGCAAAUACCGAAUGACACACAUCCUGAGGUACCAAUAGGUCCAGAGGAAGCUGCUGUGGUACUUUCUACUCAUGGACCGGAUCCCAUUGCCGCCAGUGGGGAUCGUGAUCACAUGAAUGUUGGUCGCGCUCUUGGUAUCCUUGACUUUGAAGCGGGAGCAACCGUUACGGGUUCAUCUUGGUAUUACUUGCUGGGAGAAGCGGCACUCUUGGAGAUGGCUCUAACCAACUACGCCCUCUCAAUUGCUCUUAAACACGGAUUUCGAUUCGUCACGACGCCGGACGUUGUUCGGGCAGACAUUGCUUUACGAUGCGGAUUCCAGCCAAGAGAUCAAAAUGCCGAUCCACCCGUUUCGCAAAUGUAUCAUAUCACUUCUUCGAAUCCAUCUCAUCCCGAGCUCGUACUUUCUGGUACCGCAGAAAUACCGCUCGGCGGUAUGUUCGCGAACCAAAUAUAUACGGAACAAGCUCUGCCUUUGAAAGUGGUCGGUCUUGGCCGCUCGUUCAGAGCUGAGGCAGGUGCUCGCGGCGCAGACACUCGCGGACUGUACCGAGUCCACCAGUUCUCGAAGCUCGAGCUUUUUGUUGUUUGUGGUGAAGAUGCCAGUGAACAAGCGAUGAAAGAACUUCGUAUCGUGCAAAGCGAAAUUUUUGCAGGCUUGAAAUUUCCAUUUCGGGUUUUGGAUAUGCCUACUGAGGAAUUGGGCGCCAGCGCAUAUCGCAAAUAUGAUAUGGAAGCAUGGAUGCCAGGUCGCGGGAGUUGGGGAGAAAUCUCCUCUACGUCUAAUUGCACUGAUUACCAGUCUCGUCGCCUCCAUAUCCGCUACCGCCGGUCGUCAGGUACCCUACCAUCAUCCUCAUCCGCUUCAGCUCAAUCAGCACCUGCAAUACCAUUCGCCCACACUUUGAACGGCACCGCGGCUGCCAUCCCCCGUCUGAUCAUUGCUCUGAUUGAGAAUGGUGCAAGGUUCGACGAAGAAGGCAAGCCGGUAGGUAUUGAUCUGCCCAGCGCUUUGGAGCCCUUCUGGCACGGCACCUCUUCGAUUAUACGGUGGAAUUAG